Arachis duranensis is the source of this 3909-nucleotide messenger RNA. RefSeq lists its product as uncharacterized. Lineage: Eukaryota; Viridiplantae; Streptophyta; Magnoliopsida; Fabales; Fabaceae. Gene Ontology annotation, molecular function: RNA-DNA hybrid ribonuclease activity; nucleic acid binding. The transcript has a single exon. The coding region runs from base 1 to 3909 and encodes 1302 amino acids. The record is from RefSeq and is a predicted model, not a curated record.
AUGGGUGUCACGCCGUUCCACCGAUCUAUCCUCGAGGUCCGGUUGCCGAAACACUUCGACAAACCAACGGACAUGAGGUAUGACGGAACUCAAGAUCCCCUAGAACAUCUCACGGCCUUUGAGGCUAGGAUGAACCUAGAGGAAGUAGGCGACGAAGUAAGGUGCCGCGCCUUCCCGGUAACCUUAGCAGGACCAGCGAUCAAAUGGUUUAAUGGCCUCCCUCAAGGUUCCAUCCACAAUUUCUCAGAUAUCAGCCGCGCCUUCCUGGCCCAAUUCACAACGCGAAUAGCAAAGGCCAAGCAUCCUAUCAACCUUCUCGGGGUAACCCAGAGACAGGGUGAGCCGACCAGGAGGUACUUAUAUCGGUUCAACGACGAAUGCUUGGAAAUCGACGGCUUAACCGACUCGGUGGCCAGUCUCUGCCUGACGAACGACCUCCUCAACGAGAACUUCCGAAAACACCUUACCACGAAGCCGGUUUGGACAAUGCAUGAAAUCCAAACGGCGGCAAAGGAGUACAUAAACGACGAGGAGGUCAGCCGAGUCGUGGCUGCCAAUAAGCGGCAGCCCGGUUACGGCCAGGCUCGGCAGUCCGGUGGAGACGGUGAGAGAGUAAAAGAAAAGGCUAGGGAGGAGGCAUCAAACAAAGCACCUAGGCCGUUCCCUCGAGUCGGGAAGUUUACUAACUACACUCCACUCACCCUCCCCAUCGUGGAAGUCUAUCAACAAAUAGCUGAGAAGGGAAUUCUUCCGAAGCCCCGACCACUUAAGGACCGCACGGGUGGAAACAAGAAUCUUUAUUGUGAUUACCAUAAGGGAUAUGGCCAUCAAACACAGGACUGUUUCGACCUGAAGGAUGCAUUAGAACAGGCGAUAAGGGAAGGAAAGCUAGCAGCGUUCUCCCAUCUCAUCAGGGAGCCGAGAAGGCGUUAUCGCGAUCAGGACGAGGAAGGCAAGAUACGCUCGGCCAAGCGGCGACAGGAGCCCGAAGACAGAGACCAUGGCCUCACUGUGAUAAACGUGGUAACGGCAAAAAACACUGCACCAAAGUCCCGGUCGGCACACAAGAAAGACACCAAGGUUCUCGCGAUCUCAUCUCCACCGGUGCAGAGUACCAAAAAACCUCCAUCCAUUUCUUUCGGCCCAGAAGACCAAUGGUUCAGCGACGUCCCGGAAAACCCUCCCAUGGUCAUAACGGCCAGAGUGGGAACCGGCCUCGUCAAACGGAUCCUCGUCGACACUGGAGCUGAUUCGAACAUCAUGUUCCGCAACGUGUUCGACGCACUGGGGCUGAAGGAUGCCGACCUGAUGACUCACCAGCACGGGGUUAUCGGGUUAGGCGACCACUUCAUCAAACCAGAUGGAGUCAUUUUCCUACCGAUCUCGGUGGGACAGGUGCAAGGCCGCAGAUCGGCGAUGGCCGAGUUCGUAAUCCUCCGAGACUCUACAGCCUACAACAUCAUCUUGGGAAGAAAAAUAAUCAAUGAUUUUGAAGCCAUAAUCAACACCAAGCUGCUAGUUAUGAAGUUUGUCACCGAUGAUGGAUCCAUAGGGACCGUAAGAGGAGACCUCGAGACGGCGGUCGCUUGUGACAACGCCAGCCUUUCCCUCAGAAAGAAGUCCAAGGAAGCAUCUGGCGUAUUCCUAGCCGACCUUGAUGCCAGAGUAGAGGACAAGCCGAGACCGGAACCAGAAGGGGACCUGGAGAAAUUUAGCAUCGGCGACGAAGGGGAAAAGUUCACAUUCGUUAACAAGAACCUCCCACAUGAGCUGAAGGAGCCUUUGAUUGAAAUGAUAAGGGCCAACAGGGACCUGUUCGCAUGGACACCAGCCGACAUGCCGGGCAUAGAUCCACAAAUCAUCUCACAUCACCUAGCCGUCAAGCCGGAAGCACGCCCAGUGGCUCAACGGAGGAGAAAGAUGUCGGCGGAGAGAGCAGAAGAGGUAGCCAAGCAAACGGCUGGCCUCCUAGAAGCAGGCUUCAUACGGGAAGUGGACUACUCGACGUGGCUCUCAAAUGUGGUAUUGGUGAAAAAACACAAUGGCAGGUGGAGAAUGUGCGUGGACUACUCUGACCUUAACAAAGCAUGCCCCAAAGAUUGCUUCCCCCUCCCCAACAUAGAUGCACUCGUCGACGCCGCGGCGGGGUACCGGUAUCUGAGUUUCAUGGACGCUUACUCUGGUUACAAUCAGAUACCGAUGCACCGACCAGACGAAGACAAAACGGCGUUCAUAACGUCAGGAGGAACUUUCUGCUAUAAGGUAAUGCCUUUUGGCUUGAAAAAUGCGGGGGCGACAUAUCAAAGGCUGAUGAACAGGAUAUUCCACGACCUCAUAGGGAAAACGGUUGAAGUUUACGUGGACGACAUCCUGGCAAAAACAACACGACCUGACGACCUCCUAAACGACCUGGCAAGUGUAUUUGCGUCCCUCCGUCAACAUGGUAUGAGGCUGAACCCCCUCAAGUGCGCCUUCGCCAUGGAAGCCGGCAAGUUCCUGGGAUUUAUGAUAACUCAGAGAGGGGUAGAAGCUAACCCGGAGAAAUGCCAGGCAAUACUUCAGAUGAAGAGCCCGGGCUGUAUUAAGGACAUCCAGAGGUUGGCAGGGCGAUUGACAUCACUUUCCCGGUUUCUCGGAGCCUCGGCGACAAAGGCCCUGCCAUUUUUCAACCUCAUGAAGAAAGGGAUGGCGUUUGAGUGGACACCCGCGUGCGAAGAAGCCUUUCAACACUUCAAGGAAAUCCUGGCGGCACCUCCCGUUCUCGGGAAGCCAAGGGACGGGGAACCACUAUACCUAUACCUCGCUAUAACAAGCGAAGCCCUGGCCGCAAUACUAGUACGGGAGGACGGGAAAACCCAACAGCCAGUCUACUUCAUAAGCAGGGCCCUGCAAGGAGCAGAAUUAAGAUAUAGCAAGUUGGAAAAGCUAGCCUUAGCACUCCUAACUUCCUCGAGAAGGUUAAAACAGCACUUCCAGAGUCACCAAGUGGUCGUCAGAACGGACCAAGGGAUCCGGCAAAUUCUCCAAAAACCCGACCUGGCGGGAAGAAUGAUGACUUGGUCCAUCGAACUCUCUCAAUAUGACAUACGGUACGAGCCCCGGCAAGCCAUCAAGGCGCAAGCUAUGGCGGAUUUUUUAGUAGAAGUGACGGGGGACGCAAGCGAGGAAGUGGGUACACGGUGGAAGCUCCAUGUGGACGGAGCCUCCAACCAGACCUUCGGAGGUGCCGGGAUCAUCCUGGAAAGCCCGAAUGGGGUCGUAUACGAGCAGUCGGUUAGAUUCGAGUUCCCCAUCUCGAACAACCAAGCAGAAUACGAAGCCCUCAUAGGAGGCUUGACCCUAGCAACAGAGGUCGGCGCAAGAAGGCUGGAAGUAUACAGCGAUUCCCAAGUCGUCACGUCCCAAGUAAACGGCAGCUACCAAGCCAAGGACCCCUUGUUGCAGAAGUACUUGGAAAAGGUCAAAAGCUUGAGCCAAAAGUUCGAAGAGGUCACGGUCCAGCAUGUACCCAGAGAAAGGAACACACGAGCAGACCUCCUAUCAAAAUUAGCCAGCACGAAGCCAGGGGAGGGAAACCGGUCUCUCAUCCAAGGCAUGACAAGGGAACCAGCAAUUGCACUACACAUAACAACCCUAAGUUCUUCAUGGCUAGACCCCAUCACCAACUACCUAGAACAUGACCAAGUCCCUGGUGAUGAAAAGGAUGCAGUGAAAUUAAGGAGAGAAGCGGCCAAAUACGCCGUCAUCCAAGGACAGCUGUUCAGGAAAGGGCUUAGCCAACCCCUACUGAAGUGCCUACACCCCGACCAGACGGACUAUGUCCUCAGGGAAGUCCACGAGGGCUGCUAUGGGCACCACAUCGGAGGCAAAGCCCUAGCAAGGAAGUUAAUCCGAGCUGGGUACUACUAG